This is a messenger RNA of Tripterygium wilfordii, 1681 nucleotides long. RefSeq names its product UDP-xylose transporter 3. The record is from RefSeq and is a predicted model, not a curated record. The transcript is spliced from 9 exons. Gene Ontology annotation, molecular function: antiporter activity; UDP-xylose transmembrane transporter activity. Gene Ontology annotation, cellular component: Golgi apparatus. The coding region runs from base 302 to 1360 and encodes 352 amino acids. NCBI's taxonomy places the organism in Eukaryota, Viridiplantae, Streptophyta, Magnoliopsida, Celastrales, Celastraceae.
AUAAACGGUACAAAAUUCCAAAAAUGCCCACCUCUCCCCAGGAGCCUCGUCAGUCCUCGCUCUACUACUUGCUGUCUGUCAUUCUCCUUUUCUGAUAAACUAUCAAAUACAGAAACCAGACGACCAAAGCGAGAAUAGCAUCUUUGCUUCCCAGAUAACUGUCUACAUAUUCGAUCAGUUGAGCUGCUUCGGGGCUCCAAUUUCCUAUCUUUUUGCGCUAAAUUAUGCUCGAAUGAGGUAGAUCCAGAUCGAGGAGCAACUGAAUAGAAUUGGGGGGAAACAGUGAGCAGAGACGGAGAACAUGAGCGAGGGGCCGAAAUUCCAGUUGGGGACAGUGGGGGCGCUGUCCUUGUCUGUGGUAUCUUCAGUGUCAAUUGUGAUUUGCAACAAGGCGCUUAUUAGCACACUUGGCUUCACUUUUGCCACAACUUUGACGAGCUGGCAUCUCCUGGUGACAUUUUGUUCUCUUCACGUGGCACUAUGGAUGAAAUUUUUUGAGCACAAGCCUUUUGAUGCAAGAGCUGUCAUGGUAUUUGGCAUAUUGAACGGCAUAUCCAUUGGGCUUCUGAAUCUCAGCUUGGGUUUCAAUUCUGUUGGAUUCUAUCAGAUGACAAAACUGGCUAUCAUUCCCUGCACUGUUCUUUUGGAGACCCUUUUCUUCAUGAAGAAAUUCAGCCGGAGUAUUCAGUUGUCACUGGCUAUCCUACUUUUAGGUGUUGGAAUUGCAACUGUGACCGAUCUUCAGCUCAAUCUCCUGGGUUCUAUCUUGUCUCUGCUUGCAGUUAUUACAACUUGCGUUGCUCAAAUUAUGACCAAUACCAUCCAGAAGAAGUUCAAAGUUUCUUCAACCCAACUUCUUUAUCAGUCCAGCCCAUACCAGGCUAUAACACUUUUCAUCGUUGGUCCAUUUCUAGAUGGCCUUUUGACUAACAAAAAUGUUUUUGCUUUCAACUACACUCUUCAAGUGGUGUUCUUCAUUGUCCUCUCCUGCCUGAUAUCUGUCUCUGUAAACUUCAGUACAUUUCUGGUAAUUGGAAAGACAUCUCCAGUCACAUACCAAGUCCUAGGGCACCUGAAAACAUGCCUAGUUUUGGCCUUUGGCUAUGUUUUGCUUCGUGACCCCUUUAGCUGGCGCAAUAUUCUCGGGAUUCUUGUAGCUAUAGUUGGGAUGGUUCUUUAUUCUUAUUAUUGCACUCUUGAGACUCAGCAGAAAGCUAGUGAAGCAUCAGCGCAAGCGCAACUGGUCAAGGAAGGUGAGUCUGAUCCUCUAAUAAGUGUGGAAAAUGGAAGCGGGAUCUCAGCAGACGGUGUUGUUGCCACGGGUCCUGUAUGGAAGUCAAAUAAGGACCUUCAAGCUUAAACCUUCUUGAUUUAAAUAUUUGGUCGCCCUUAGGUUGGAAUUAAUUGAGGAAACUCUCUCAGUGAUGAAGAUGUUUCUGGACAAGGUCUCAUAUAAUGCAUAGCAGCAGUUCUGGUAUUUCGAGAUUGCCACUUCCAGUAUGGCAGAUUCAAUAUUGAAUAGCAUUUUUUGUUUUUGGUUCUUGCGAGUGAGGCUAUGGGAUUGAAACCAGGAUUUGAUUUGAUAAACUUAUAAUGUUAUUCCCAAAAGCCUACAAAAUCCUCAUAAUUGAUUUUUGUGGUUAUUUUGGGAUUAUCCCUUUAAUAAAUGUAGAGUGAGGAA